Molecule: messenger RNA, 484 nt
Organism: Soboliphyme baturini
Lineage: Eukaryota; Metazoa; Nematoda; Enoplea; Dioctophymatida; Soboliphymatidae
Source: the annotation of a GenBank genome assembly
GGAUCAGCAGACCAUUUGCAAAACCAUUCUGCUUAUAUUUUUUAUUCAUCCUAUUUUUAACAUUCUUUUCAUAGUUUAUCUUUAGGCAUAUGCCGAUCGUUUGGACCAUCCAUACCCAGCUAUCAGAUUUAAGAAGGACGACGAAACACUUAAGAAACUACGAAUCAAGGAAAAGGAUGACUGGCGUAAACUGGCGAUGGACGAAAAGAAAGCUUUGUAUCGAGCGAGUUUUGCUCUGACGUAUGCGGAAAUACUUGCGCCAACGGGGCAUUGGAAAAUGAUUCUCGGCGCCCUGUUGCUUGCAAUAUCGGCUGCAACCUGGUACAUGGUCUUCUUAAACAAGUAUUGUUUUCUGCCUCUUCCUCCUUGGUAUACUCAAGAAGCGAAGGAGCAGAUAAUGCAGAGACAUAUUGAUGUAUUUGCAGAACCGUUCACGGGAUUUUCGUCGAAAUGGGAUUACGAAAAUAACAGAUGGAAGGCGUAG